Messenger RNA from Exaiptasia diaphana, 1713 nucleotides. RefSeq lists its product as uncharacterized. The record is from RefSeq and is a predicted model, not a curated record. Gene Ontology annotation, cellular component: cytoplasm. Gene Ontology annotation, molecular function: protein serine/threonine kinase activity. Lineage: Eukaryota; Metazoa; Cnidaria; Anthozoa; Actiniaria; Aiptasiidae. The transcript has 3 exons. Gene Ontology annotation, biological process: peptidyl-threonine phosphorylation. The coding region runs from base 169 to 1245 and encodes 358 amino acids.
CGCGACGCAGUAUCUGAAAUAAGGACAGUAAUGUAUGCCGCUCAGCAUUAUGGGAUAGGGUAAUCCCCGUCUGGUUCCGUUCGUUCCAAAAAUCUCAGACUUGAUAUUCUCUUGUCGUUGUUUCUUCUUGCAAAGACACAUGAACUGGAAUAGAAGAAGAAAGUAGAAAUGGAUUAUCUUGAACCCAGGCAUGACUCGGAGAAGAUUGAUUUGGCGUUUAUUGUUGACUGUACGGGAUCAAUGGGAUCUUACAUCAAGCAAGUACAGAAACACGUCCAGUACAUAGCAGAAACUAUCGCUCGAACUUCCUUUGACGUUCGACUGGCUCUGAUUGAGUACAGGGACCAUCCACCUCAAGAUAGAAGCUUUAUUACACGCAUUCAUGAUUUUACCAGUGACGUUAAAGAGAUGAAAACAUGGGUUGAUCAAAUGGCGGCUAGUGGUGGAGGCGACUGGCCUGAAGCUGUAGCUGAUGCUCUUCAACUAGGAACUCGACUCAGCUACAGAAAACAGUCUACAAAGAUGUGUGUUUUAAUUGCUGAUGCACCUCCCCAUGGACUAGAUGAGAAUGGUGAUGGAUUCCCCGAUGGUUGUCCCAAGGGUCAUGAUCCUCUAGCAGCCUGUCAUCUUAUGGCUCAAAAGGGUAUCGUCCUAUACUGCAUUGGCUGUGAACCCAGUGUUGAUGCAUUCAGAGAUUUCUUGAUUGGCCUUGCUCAUAUUACAGGAGGUCAAUAUGUCCCCCUCAGACAAGCCAAGACUUUGACUAAGGUGAUAAUCAGUGCUGCUCAGGAGGAAGUCUCGUUGGAGAAGUUGAUGGGCCACGCAACAGAUUUUGUACAUCUUAAGAUGAUAGAAAUGAAACAUAAAAAGACGAAUGUGAAAGUGGAUGAUUUAGCAAAAGAAUUUCACGACAAGCUGAGAUUAACAGGAAUCAAGAGUGAUGCUCUGCAAAUGAAUGACAAACCCCUGGACCCCGUUACACCAGAUGGUAAACAAUACAGUCACAUGAAAAAAAUGAGUGAAGCCAAGGCAUUCUAUAAGUCAAAGAAGAACCCUAGAGGAAGAUACCAUGGAAAAUUAGGGAACAGUGAUGGUUCUGUUGUCAUUAAUCAACACAUGGAAAUUUCUGAGCCUCAAACUGAAAGGUUGUUGAAAAGAGCAAUAGCAAUAAAGAAACUGCCAGUUACUUAUGAUGAGAACAAAGAAAUGGUUAUAACCCAUGAUACAAUCCCAGACAAACUAUAAUCAAACAAACAAUCAGCACUCAUCAAGUAAGGAACUAUGGGGCCAUCAUAUCAUCUUAAUUCUAUGGUAGAAAUGUUUUGGCAGCCUUUACAGGAUGAGUAAUUUUGAAGGUGCUCUUAAUAAAAAUAUGUCUUGUAAAAUUAAUCGUACCUAAGCAACAUAUGCAGUACCUCACAAAAGGAGCUUAAAAAUUUAUAAUGACUUUAUAGUUAAGACAUCCAAAUUACCGUUACAGUGAAACCUUGCAUAAGAACCUGGAUUUUUCCCAACUCAUUAUUUAAAGUCAGGUUCUUAAAUGGGGUUUUUAAUCUUAGGCAAGAAAACGAUUACUUGUGUUGAUGGGUGUGGCAUUUAAUGCCAAAUAAUUGUACCAGGGUCCGUGCAGGUCCUUAAAUCCUUGAAAAGUGUUUGAAUUGAAAACUUGUUUUCAAGGGCACUUGAAACUCCUUGAAAAUUUGAUAAUUUCGA